This is a messenger RNA of Trichoderma gamsii, 954 nucleotides long. Its product is annotated as longiborneol synthase. The record is from RefSeq and is a predicted model, not a curated record. Gene Ontology annotation, molecular function: carbon-oxygen lyase activity, acting on phosphates. The coding region runs from base 1 to 954 and encodes 317 amino acids. NCBI's taxonomy places the organism in Eukaryota, Fungi, Ascomycota, Sordariomycetes, Hypocreales, Hypocreaceae. The transcript is spliced from 2 exons.
AUGGCCAUUCCCGAGACAUCCCUCUCCACCAUCCGUGAAGUUCUUUCACAUUUCGUCUCCGAGGUUACCGGAGGCUACAAAAUCGAUGAAAAGGCUCUUAGCUUAACACCCAUUGACAAGCUGCGUGCUGCAGUUGUCUCAGAGUUGCAGCAGUCCAGCCUCAAGGACCACCUGGACUACCUAAAUUCAAAAGACCAGUUCACCAUGGCGUGCUAUGUAGCAGCUGAUUUUACAUCAUCCCACCCCCUUGAGUACCAGGUCGUGGUUGCCCAACUUACCAUUUUCUUCUUCCACGCCGAGGAUAUCCUCGAAGAGAAGCCUGAAGUCCUCCGCCAACUGCAGCUCAACGUAGCCUCUGGCAAGCCAUGCGGUGACCCAGUCCUUGACUGGUACGCCCGUGAGCUUGUGCCCCAUCUGUGGAAGCACUUUGACCCCCUUGUUGCCAACAUGAUUACCAUUGCCUGCUAUGACUUUAUCAACGGCAUUGGAAUCGAGUCCCUGACCAAGGACGUUGAAAUCCAACCCCAGGCAGUGGCUUUCCCUGAUUGGCUGCGCUUCAAAACGGGGCUUUCCCCAAUGUAUGCACUGUUGGCUCUAGCACGACCCUCAGAUCCGAAAUUGUCUACUGGUGGACUGGACAAGUACGUCCAGGUCAUCCCUGAUGUUAUCGUCUUCACCAACAUUGUCAACGAUGUCAUCUCCUUCUACAAGGAGCUCCUGGCCGAGGAGAAGGGCAACUACAUUGACAUGCGCGCCCAGAGAGAGAACAUCACCGUCCUGGAGGCACUGAGCACCCUUGCUGACGAGGGUAUCCGAGUUCGUGAGCGUGUUCUCAAGGUUCUUGAGGAUGAGCCCGAGUACCGAGCCAACUUUGAUACAUAUGCCAAGGGUAUCACCCACUUCCACACCUCAUCUCCGCGUUACCGCAUGAUGGGAUUGUUUGAGAAGCAGUAA